AUGUUACCUGAAUCACCACCUUUUCUUUUCUCUUCCCGUUUAUCAGUUUUCGCAGAGGGACUGACUGACUCCGUUAUCUUAGGAGACAAUGUGCAACACUUAGCUAAUUUAAGCGCAUGGCUCAAACGAAGCGAAUCUUCAAAAUGGAAGCGCUGUUGGCGUGCGUCCGUGGAUGGCUGGGCUGCCAGUACUUUUCACAGCGGAUGUGACGACAAACGACCAACUGUAACAAUAAUAAGAGUCGGAGGGACGUACAUAUUUGGAGGGUACACUAACCUCUCAUGGGGUAAGCUCUAAUAGACCUUGUCACGGUUUUCGACGCCAUAUUCACGAGUAGGCAAACGUGUGAGAAAUUACUGUGUUUGUAUGAGAAUCUGAUGUCGAAUAAUUUCCGUAAUUCGGCUGUUCUGAAAAAAAUAUCAAUUGUAAACUAAAGCUACAAAGCAAAGGAUUGUACAAAAAAAACUUGGGGGCGUACCUGUCCUUAAAUUUCUCCAGACGAUUGCUUUAGGUUUUCCAUAUAUUUGUCUGUAAAUUUUCUCGGGACUUUCUUACAGACAAAUCUAUGGAAAAUUUUUAAAAAGUGGUUCAAGGUGUUCUAGUGCAUGCAACGCCCUCACGAUUUUUUUCAGUAGCAUCCUUAGGAGUGAAGCUUUAGUUUACAAUUGAUAUAUUUUUUUCAGAACAGCAAACACUGUAAUUCCCCACGCGUUUACCUACUCGUCAAGGUGGCAUCGAAAACCGUGGCAAGGUCUAUUUUUAAUGGUCUAAACACCAAACAAAGCGGACCACCUUUUAGUAUCACACCGUGGUUGCGCAUACUAAGCUGGAGGGAUUGUUGGCGUGCGGAAUCCAACCAGCCCCUCUCCGACAAUACUCUUUACUUACUUUCUCCAUUUUAACAAAACAAUGUUUGGGAAUUCGGGUUUGUAUGUUUAGCACCAAUUCUGUAGGGUUACUUCAUUAGGGAAUUGUAACGUUGUUUCAUGCAAGAAAGUCAAACAAUGAUACUAUUAAGAAAAUUAACAGCUUUUUAAAUAACAGCAUGAAAUAAUACAAGUGUAAUGGAAAAAUGAUGGAUAUGGGUGUUGGAAUGGGUUAGGGCUGAAUCCUCACGAAGACGACUUUCUCUCCGAUUUUCCAUGAAUAAAACGCAGUUAAGGCGAAGUAGUAGUAUAAGAGGUAAAGAAAGUUCUGUUGCACAGGGAUGAUGACUUGACACUGCGUUAUCUAGCAGAACGAUGGAUAAUUACAGAUAUUCGCCGACAAUAAAAUUAUGUGCUGAUAUUUCUACUCUAAAAAGUGGUUUUCAGGCAAAGCAUUUCGCACUAUUGUCUCAAGUGCCAUUGUAUUAAAAAAAUAAUAACAAAAAUGACUAGAACGCAAGUGUGAAUUGAUUAAAGCUUAGGUUCCUAAGGCUCGAUUUCCUGCUCUUAAAGCUAAAUGAGAAUUAACUGUAUAUAAAAAGUGCGAGGUAAAUGGGGAAAAAUGCCGCUUCUAAUCAAGUCUUUUUUGUCAUAGUUCACAAUAAAAAUAAUAUAAAAUAAAAUAAUUGCUAACGAGCAGCCUCGCGAAGAUUCGAGGCUGCGAGGCGGCAGCCUAAUAGAACCGUGCGCGAUUGUUCCAGGGGCAGAAAAAAUCUUGAAUCGAUGCAACAUAGAGUCAUGCAAGGCAGCCAUAACGGAAUGCGGAACAGAGAAUGCAUUGUUUUCGAGUGAAAAUUUGAUACAGAUCAGAGAAUCCACGAGCCGUGUGUGUGUUUGUGAGUCCCGCGCUCAUCCCGUCUUCAACCAAUCGUCAGGUGGAUCAUUUCCAUCCUACGCCACAUCUGUCGCAUUUGCCUGCUGGAAUUUUUUAUAGGAUGCCGCUAAUAACGCAGCGAAAUUUUUUGUGUCUUUGAAGCAAAAUAAUUCGGAAGGCUUCAUUGGCGCCCCAUAAAUUUUUUAGCUUUAAAAAGAGACCAAAUAUAAGUCUGUACGUUGAAUAUUCGGGGACUUUAGUCCACUAAAUUUUACGCAAAAUGAGCUGGGCGCAACUUCGGACAAAAACACGAACUCCAAUAUCUCGAAAAAUUUGCUGCUUAAAGUCGGGAUCUCAAAUUCUUAAUGCAGUAGAACAGUUAAGUUCACUAUUUUCAAAAGACAAAUUAAAGCAAGGGGCACACGUACACCAAACCCAUGAUCCCCGUUCCCCGCGCAUAUCGUGGGAGAACUGCCAUGCGGUUCCCAGUCAACAGCUCCCACAUGUGUUGUGUGGAGCUGGCACUUGAAGAACUCGCCUCGGCAAGAAAGGACUCAGUAAGACAAAGUCAGACCCAGUAAAGGCGAAACAGCUGUUCAUAGCUGCCACUGAUACUGGCUGUGCGCAUGCGUGAGGUAAUGGUGUAUGUGUGCCCCUUGCUUACUUCAAUGGUAACUGAUACUCCACCUUCCCCGAGCAUGUCCUAGUAGAACUGCUGUGCGGUUCUCAGUUCUCAUGUGUUGUGUGGACCUAGCGCUUGAUAGACUGCUUUGCACUCUCCUCGGUAGUAAGGGUUUUUUUCUUCUUGAUGUACCGCCCCGGCCGCGAGUUGGUGUAUGUGUGCCCCUUGCUUUAGGUUUGCACUAUUUUCAAUGCUUCAAUGCUCUUAUUUCUUUGCUCGUUGGCACUUGGCGAUAGCUAUAACUAGUAGCAAUAAUAAAAUAAACUGAGAGAGUAUUUUGAUCAAAGCUAUGUAUACUGAGAUCAAACUGAAUAGCAGCAUGGAAUCUUACGUUUCCUGUUUUUCUCUUACAUAUUGUACAACGCAAACUCAACUUUACUUUAGCAAAAUGUUUUUGCUUUUUUUUUCGUUUUUAACUAUCUUAUGUUUUAAAUAUGUGCUGUAGUCAAUCACAUACUUUAAGGUGAUUAAUGUAAAUUCAUUUUAAAUCUUAUACAUUUUCCAUCUUUUUUUAGAAUCUUAUCGUAUCUUUUUAGAGUUUUUUUCGUAGUUGUAUUACUGUAAAUCAUUUCAUCCUGUUUUAUAAGAACCAGAAUCUCAUUUGCCAUUCUGAAAACAUCCCUCCUAUGCUUAAGGGGAACGCGUUCAAUGAGGAGAGUAAAUCUCAACCUAAAAGAUAUGGACUUUGACAUCGAAAGAGGACUUUUAGGACGCUGGAUUUUGAUUUAGAGAAAGGAUAUUGAAUACUGUAUAUUCAAUUAUUACUACUAUUUAAUAUUCUUAUCGAUGUUGGUUCAUGUUGAAAUCGUGGCAGUUUUUUUACUUUUUUUUUUUAAAGUCAUUUCAUCCUUAUUUUUCAUUUUAGGACUAUAUCGUAAUCAUUUUUACACGUAAUAGUUUUUUUUUUCUUCAAGAAAUAAGCUUUAAAUCUUAUGCGUUUACACUGCGAAAAUGAUGAUGAUGAUGUUGAUGAAGAUUAUAAUAAUAAUGGCCUGAGGAGCCCAAAAAAUCUUCAGUAUGAAUCGGUGUAUUUCAAAAAGCUACACAAAGACCGAGCAGAACUGGGGCUGCUCUAGUGUCAACUAUUACAAGUGUGUACCUCUUUUUCACUCAUUAAAGUUUCCCUUGCACAAUUAUUUCGUGUACUCUGUCGCCAAAAAGCAAAACUGUACCUUUGCGUUUUUAAGUUAGCUGGACUACGACCAAGACGGCAUCGCAGGGGGUAGUUCGGAAAUUAAUUUGGAAGUACAGUGGAACCUCGGCAUAACGAAGGACCCAGAAACCGGCAGAAUUUGUUCGCUAUACAACGAGGUGUCGUUUUAUCGAGUUUCUUUUCCAUCGGCUAAAGAACAUCGUUAGUUACAUUAAGGAAUUCGUCAUAUAGAGGUUCUUUAUUUCGAGGUUCCGCUCGUCUGUAGUAAACAACAAUUGAACGAUUCAAGCCUUUACAUCGGGAUGUAAUUUAUCGAUCUGUUCAAUCUUUUUUGGGGUUUAGCCUUUAAAAUAAGUACCAGUUUCUUCCUUCCAAAAGUAAAUACUUUUAAGUAUUUAAAAGUAAGAAUACGUUUAUUCUAACUUAAGUUUAUUCUUACUUAAAAGUAAGAAUAAACUUAGUAUUAAAAACACACUUUUCACGAGUUUGAUAUCUUUGCUAAGGGAGUUAAACUAUUUACUAAACUAUUUAAACUAUUUAAUUACGAGUACUAUUAGUAUAUUUUCUUGUCUGUAUGAAUUCCAAUUUUUGAACGAAGUCUGUACAUUGAUCAUCUUUUUCAUUUCUUAUUUUCCGAACAGGUUCCAGCUGCCAGUACCGAUAUGAUUCCCAGGCAUUUCUUUUCUCGCUGGUUAACAAGCCAGGAUGGGCACCUGUGAAACUGCCUCAGACAGGGCAGCAUAGUUCUAACAGAUAUUCCAUAUACGACUGCUCGUCUUAUGGACCUACUUUCGGAGGAGGCCAUGACAUUUACAUUGCCAACUACGCGUCAUCCAGUAGCAGUUCCCAUGCCAACCUUGGCUAUGCUUACAGCCCACCGAGCGGGUACAGCUAUGGAAGCACCUUCGCCCGGACAUUUCUGGCAGGAGGAAGUAAUGAUCAUUUUACUCCAGAUGAAAUAGAAACAUUUUACGAAACAACCUGA
Messenger RNA from Porites lobata, 4560 nucleotides. Lineage: Eukaryota; Metazoa; Cnidaria; Anthozoa; Scleractinia; Poritidae. The record is from the annotation of a GenBank genome assembly.